AUGUUCGCUAAGAUUUUGGUUGUAUCUGCUUUGGUAGCUUGCGCUCAAGCUGGAGUUUUCGAACUUGGACAUGGUCAUCAUGCCACUUCCUACUCAUCACUCAGUGAUGCUCCAGUAACUCACUACGCUUCUGCCCCAGUUGCUGCUCACUACGCCGCCCCAGUUGCCGCUUACCACCAUGCCCCAGCCGUAGUUAAGACCGUCGCCCCAGUAGCUCACUAUGCCGCCCCAGUUGCUGCUCACUACGCUGCCCCAGUUGCUGCUUACCACCACGUCCCAGCUGUUGUCAAGACUGUCGCCCCAGUAGCUGCUUACCACCACGCCCAGCUGUUGUCAAGACUGUCGCCCA
Molecule: messenger RNA, 349 nt
Organism: Nicrophorus vespilloides
Lineage: Eukaryota; Metazoa; Arthropoda; Insecta; Coleoptera; Silphidae
Product: larval cuticle protein F1-like
Exons: 2
Source: RefSeq, a predicted model, not a curated record